AUGGUUAGCAAGUUUGAUGCUACUAUCCAGCACUCCCAGGAAAAGUUUAACCUCCUAAAAGAGAAAAUGCGAGAACCGAUUAAGCAAGUUCAACAAGCCCGUCAGGAAAGCCUGAAAAGCCUAUUAAAAGAAAUCGAGAAUAAACAGCACUUACUCCAAGAAAAAAGAAAAUUAGACGAGGCUAUUACCCAAACUAUCAAUGCCCGACUUUUUUAUGAAAAGUAUAAGUCGCUACUGGACAAAGCCAAACAAAUUCACCAACAAAAAUAUGUCCCUUUAUGA
Molecule: messenger RNA, 282 nt
Organism: Ambispora leptoticha
Lineage: Eukaryota; Fungi; Glomeromycota; Glomeromycetes; Archaeosporales; Ambisporaceae
Source: the annotation of a GenBank genome assembly